AUGUGUCACAACGGCACCGGUUUCCCGCCUUUUCAAUUCCUUGAUCUUUGGGUGGAUUCAUACAAAAGAUUUCGUGACUGUUGUGUUCAACAUACCAACCGUACGAUAUCUAGGAAGCACCACGAGCCGUUCUUGGACACCGCGGACGAGGGCCAGUGGACAUCACCAGGCGAGGUGGAGCACAAACUCGAGUUCACGGAGGUGUACAACUUAUUCUUGAGACACUUUGAAAACAAGAUUUCAGGGUUUAUCGAGGAAGAGGCGGGGGGGACAGUGGAGCAGUUCCAGCAGGAGUGCGAGGAAGCUCUUCAAACGCUCGAGGAGUUCUCUCCUCGAAGGUUCUUCAUCGAGAUCCUACUGGCUACAACAGACUACGACCGGUUCUACUUUCUCAUGGUCGGCGAAGCCAAAAAGCUGAGGAGGGAAAAGGAACAUGCACGCCGGGGUAAUGGCGACAGCCUUAGUGGGUCGUCUUCGUCGCACAAAUAG
Molecule: messenger RNA, 489 nt
Organism: Ectocarpus siliculosus
Lineage: Eukaryota; Phaeophyceae; Ectocarpales; Ectocarpaceae
Source: the annotation of a GenBank genome assembly